Molecule: messenger RNA, 2258 nt
Organism: Periophthalmus magnuspinnatus
Lineage: Eukaryota; Metazoa; Chordata; Actinopteri; Gobiiformes; Gobiidae
Exons: 3
Coding region: 125-820 (231 amino acids)
Biological process (GO): cellular response to gamma radiation; intrinsic apoptotic signaling pathway in response to DNA damage by p53 class mediator
Source: RefSeq, a predicted model, not a curated record
UAAGUUUUUCCACAUCCUGUUGGAAAAACUUCUGCAUGCACCCUCCCCCUUUAGCAGUUGUACCUGCGCGUGCAUUUUCACUAAUUCAAUUUACUUUACGUUUGUUUUGAGACAUUUUUGAAACAUGUGGAUCUUUGAUAAACAUCGAUUAGCUUUUGGCUGGGUUUUGAUGUUGUUUGGACUUUUCUCCUCGUUGCUUUGUGUUUCGGGGGAGACCCACACCUUUUCUCCCUCUGGUUCCGGGUGGAUCCAGGACUUACGGGCCGCGCUGGGAGAUCUGGCCGGAGAGGGGAGGAACUAUCUAGGCAAGCUGGCCGGGGAACAGACGGUGCUCUCGGUUCAAAAGGCUUUUUCCAAGGUUUUUAAAGUUGUUGCAGAAAAUGUGGCUAGUGGACUCAAUGUGAUUCUUCAGUAUAUUUCAAACUUAUUUGAAACUGCCGGAGUCAAUGUGACAAUACCUGCACGUGUGACCCCAUCUGGAGUUGUUUUUGUGGUGCAGUGGAUCCUUGUAGCCCUCCUCACCUAUUGGAUAAUUUCUCUUACCUUGCAACUUGUUUCCUCUACUCUUAAACGUGCUUUUUGGCUUUUCAAAAUCAGUGUAGCGUUGUUGUUUUUUGUGCUCAUUUUAAGAGACUACAGCGUUGGUACAGAGACAAUGGCUAUUCGAUUGACUGUGCUGGUGCUUGUUUGUGUUUUAUUGGGGGUGGGAUCCUCAGGGGGGUCCAGUGCAGCAGAUAAAACUGCCGAUUUAGAGGAUCAGGUGAGGAUUUUGGAAAGACGGUUGAGAGAAAUGGAGAGGUGGAGGAGGAUAGAUGAGUAAGUCCUGAUUUCCAAAUGAUAUGACGAUAAUCCAUUUUUAAUUGAAAAAUAAGGCUGAAAGAAGGCUGUCGUGCUGUGAACUCCCAUGCAGGUGUAGUCUUGUGAGUGCAGUUUGGGUCAGAUACAUAGAGAUACAUAAUAGUUUGAGUUUUGCCACACCCCUUUUUAGUCGACGAAUCUAUCAGCAAGACAUGUCUUUAGUCAACCAAGAAUAUCUUUAGUGAACUACAGCCCUAGAAUAUACUAAUAUGAUUUUUUUAAAAUGUAGUUUUGCAAAUUUAAACACCAUCCCAGGCUUAGUUAUAAUGCAGAUUUUAUGAUGCCAAAUAACUGACUUUGUCAAUAAUAAAUCAGAUUUUUAUAUGAAAUGAUUUAAAAAAAUAUAGUUUUGCAAAUCUAAACGCAAUCCCAGGCCUAGUUAUAAUGCAGAUUUUGCAAUGCAAAAUAACCGACUUUGUCAAUAAUACAUCUUUUUUUUUAAUGAAAUGAUUAGUUCAGCGUUCAUCAUUUUCAUUUUUUUUCUUUUCUUUGUUGUUUUAAAUACCAUACAGUUGAUACAGCAAUCUAAGGAACAUGUAGCAACUUAACCAGCAACCCCUCAGAAAUGUUUCCUUAGAAUCACAUGUACUUUGAUACCGUUAAACAUCUCAGGACUUGUAGGAGUGUGUUUUGUUUAUUCAUUUCCCAAUGCCCUUUAACUAUGCUUUUGGAAAUGUUACUAAUGUUAAUGUAGUUGCUAUUUCUUUCUUUGAUUUGCUAGACUGAUGGCAACAAAAUCUGUUUUUAAAAUGCUGGAGUAACUUAAAAGUGCACUAUGUUACCUUUUUCGUGGGAGAAGGGGAACAACAUCACCAUAGAGAUGCUAUCGCUACACAUAGAAUACGCCACAGUAUAGCAUUUAUUUUGCAAUUAGUCAAGGAUGUUGUCUAAAAAUACCUUGGAAAAACUGGUGGUUGGUGGUGAACAUUCAAGGAACAUUAACCUGGAGGAAAGCAGAUGGUGGACCCUUCCUCAGAAAAAGUUACAUAUUGCAUCUUUAAUAUGUAGCUUUUUCCUCAGAAAAAGUUACAUAUUGCAUCUUUAAUAUUUACGCCAUUUGUGUUGCGUUAAGUCUUGUUAUGUAUCUCCAUUAAGUUAAAUGUCACUAUACUUGAAUACAUCAUAAAAAGUACAGAGAAAUCUUAAUGUUUUCUGCUUUUAUUGUCUUUCCGUCCGUUUUCUGUCCAAUUUCUCAUGCACUUAAUGCACUGUAAUGCACUACUUAACUCAAUCUUGCAGUAUAUAAAAUUUCUUGUUUUUUUCCUAUUAUGUCAUAUUGUUCUCAGUUUCCUUUGUCCUUUCAAAUGUUGUUUACAGAAUGUUGCGAAAUCAAAGGGUAACCAAAUGGACAUGAGGAAACUCUACCUGAAAAUAAAAAUAAAAUGCUUUAUUAAAAUUGU